UCGAGACCUUACUGCCAGGUCUCCAUUUUGGCCAACUUUUCUCCUCCAAACUUUAGCAUGAUGUCUUAUCUUAAGCAACCACCUUAUGCAGUAAAUGGCCUGAGUCUUACUACCUCUGGAAUGGACUUGCUUCACCCCUCCGUAGGCUAUCCCGGUAAGAAUGCUUCUUGUCCUGUAGCAACCCCCAGAAAACAGAGGCGGGAGAGGACCACCUUUACCCGAGCUCAACUGGAUGUGUUGGAGGCACUGUUUGCCAAGACUCGAUAUCCAGAUAUUUUCAUGCGGGAGGAAGUAGCACUGAAGAUCAACCUUCCUGAGUCUAGAGUGCAGGUAUGGUUUAAAAAUCGAAGAGCCAAGUGCCGCCAACAACAACAGCAACAACAGAAUGGUGGUCAAAACAAAGUUCGACCUGCCAAAAAGAAGAGCUCUCCAGUCAGAGAAGUGAGCUCAGAGAGUGGAACCAGUGGCCAGUUCACACCCCCCUCUAGCACCUCAGUCCCAGCCAUUUCCAGCAGCAGUGCCCCUGUAUCCAUCUGGAGUCCAGCUUCCAUCUCCCCUCUGUCAGAUCCCCUUUCCACCUCCUCUUCCUGCAUGCAGAGAUCCUAUCCCAUGACCUACACCCAGGCUUCAGGUUAUAGUCAAGGAUAUGCUGGCUCAACCUCCUAUUUUGGGGGUAUGGACUGCGGAUCUUAUUUGACCCCUAUGCAUCACCAGCUUCCUGGACCAGGGGCCACACUCAGCCCCAUGGGCACCAAUGCAGUCACCAGCCAUCUCAAUCAGUCCACAGCUUCUCUCACCACCCAGGGCUAUGGAGCUUCAAGCUUGGGUUUUAACUCAACCACUGAUUGCUUGGAUUAUAAGGACCAAACUGCCUCCUGGAAGCUGAACUUCAAUGCUGACUGCUUGGAUUAUAAAGAUCAGACAUCCUCGUGGAAAUUCCAGGUUUUGUGAAGACCUGUAGAGCAUACCCUUCCCCUUUUGUUUCUGGUGAUUUUUUUUUUUUAACAUAAUGGGCUGAACAUUCCAGUUUUAGCCAGGUCUUGGUUGAACAAAGACAGUUAGGCAAAAGUAUGUUCAGAUUCAUCUUCUGAUCAAAGCUCUGGGAAGAAAUAGGAGGAAAAAUGAAGGAAGGGCCUUAAAGGAGCAAAUCAACUAGCAACCCAAAGUGGACAAGGCCACUCAUUUACAUAUGACCCAUGUAAUAGAUUUAGCUCUUUAUUGGUUUCUAAAAGUAUGGGGGACAAACAUUCCAGCCGUGGUCAACCAAAUACAAACAAAAGUAACCCAAGGAAAGGUGGGGGUAGUGUCUUUCUUCACCAGAGGUUCCUAGUGUGUUAGCCAAUCUUGGUUAAAUCUUAGGAAUGAACAGUGUCUCUCUCAAGCUCAUUCACGUUUCAUGACCAACUGUUAGUUGGCACUGAAAAAACUUUUCAGGGCUGUGUGAAUUGUGCGACUGAUUGUCCUAGAUGCACUACUUUAUUUAAAAAAAAAUAAUGUUCAUAAGGAGUCAAUAUGUAGUUUUAAAGAGACAAUCAGUGUGUGUCUUAUAUAAAUGGUACAUCUGUUGUUUUUAAUCUGUGCUAGACUUCAAAACUGUGAUCUCCUGUAUUGUAUGCAACCUUGAACUCCGCCUCUGCAGGGGUUCUUCUGUGAUUAAAUAGAUUAUAAUAAGCAAAAUUCAGAGCAACUGAAUCUAAAAAGAUUGCCUUUGGCCAGAGGUGAACUGCACUGAAACUUUUUACAACAAACUUUCACUGAAUGGAAAAAUAAAAUAAAAUGA
Molecule: messenger RNA, 1780 nt
Organism: Sarcophilus harrisii (Tasmanian devil)
Lineage: Eukaryota; Metazoa; Chordata; Mammalia; Dasyuromorphia; Dasyuridae
Gene: OTX2
Product: orthodenticle homeobox 2
Exons: 3
Coding region: 58-951 (297 amino acids)
Biological process (GO): regulation of transcription by RNA polymerase II; multicellular organism development
Cellular component (GO): nucleus
Molecular function (GO): DNA-binding transcription factor activity, RNA polymerase II-specific; RNA polymerase II cis-regulatory region sequence-specific DNA binding
Source: RefSeq, a predicted model, not a curated record